Molecule: messenger RNA, 1644 nt
Organism: Xenia sp. Carnegie-2017
Lineage: Eukaryota; Metazoa; Cnidaria; Anthozoa; Malacalcyonacea; Xeniidae
Product: V-type proton ATPase subunit H-like
Exons: 19
Coding region: 115-1488 (457 amino acids)
Biological process (GO): proton transmembrane transport
Cellular component (GO): lysosomal membrane; vacuolar proton-transporting V-type ATPase, V1 domain
Molecular function (GO): proton-transporting ATPase activity, rotational mechanism
Source: RefSeq, a predicted model, not a curated record
UCUUGUGAUGGUAAAUGAUAAAUAAAAAAAAGUUUAUAAACAAAACUUCUUUUUGUAUGAAAACAAACAAGACGAUUGGCCAAGAAACUAACUUUUGUGAAUUGUAAAAGAGCGAUGGACGCUAAAAGUGAUUUUGAUGGAGCCAAAGUUAUGAGCCUAGCUACAAGUCCACUUUCGGCCCAGGCUAAUGCAGUGAGAGCUGAAACAUUGCCAUGGCAAUCAUAUUUCAGAGGCCAAAUGAUCUCGGAGAAAGAUUUUAAUGUGAUAUCUGACUUUGAUGGUUCGGCCAAAAAACAAAAUUAUGAAAUGGUUAAAUCUACUCCAGAAAAGGUUUUUUCAACAAUAUUUUCAUUACUGGGUCAGCUUGCUAAAGAUUUAAAUGUUCAAUAUCUAUUGACAUUGUUAGAUGACAUGAUAACAAAAGAUUUUGAGUGUUUUACUCUACUUCACAACUAUAAAAACAAAAAUCAAGCAUAUCCUUGGUCACCAUUCUUUACACUUCUUCAUAGACAGGACGAAUUUAUUGUUUAUCAGUCAGCUAGACUCAUUGCAAAAUUGGCUUGUUGGGGAAAGUCUCGAAUGACUCAGAGUGAAGUACGGAGUUAUUUUGACUGGCUUAAAGGUCGACUAAAUGCUGUUAAAAAUACUUACCGUGAGAGCGUUGUGGAAUGUUUUCAAAUCAUGCUUAGAAUCGAUGAAUAUCGUUUUACUUUUGUGGAAACUGAUGGUAUCACUUGUUUAGUCAUGGUUUUGGUUCGAGAUAACAUUGGCUUUCAACUACAAUAUCAAAUAAUAUUUUGUUUAUGGCUUCUCAGUUUUAAUCCAGUCGUUGCGGCAAAAAUUAAUGAGAUUAAUGCUGUUGUGCAAACACUUGCUGACAUCCUGCGAGACACAGGAAAAGAGAAAGUCAUUCGUAUAAUCUUGGCGACGCUAAGAAAUUUACUGGAGAAACCAGAAGAAAAAACGAAAGAGGCUGCACUGGCAAUGAUUCAAUGCAAACUAAUUCCUGUUAUUGCUGUCUUAGUGAACAAGACAUGGGUGGAUGAAGAUAUUGAAGAAGAUGUCCAAUUCGUUCACGAGCGGCUAACGGAAAGUGUACAAGAUUUGAGUACAUUUGACGAAUACGCAGCUGAAGUUCGGUCAGGUCGACUGGAGUGGAGUCCUGUUCACAAAUCCGAGAAGUUUUGGCGUGAAAAUUCUCAAAGACUCAAUGAAAAGAAUUAUGAAUUAAUAAAGAUUCUUACAAGAUUGUUAGACACCUCUCAGGAUCCUUUAAUUUUAUCUGUUUCUGCGCAUGAUGUUGGUGAAUACGUGAGACACUUUCCAAGGGGAAAAAGAGUUUUAGAAACUUUGGGAUGUAAGGAAUUAGUGAUGAAGAGGAUGGCGCAUAGCGAUCCGAAUGUCCGUUACGAAGCUUUGUUGGCAGUACAAAAACUAAUGGUUCAUAACUGGGAAUAUCUUGGAAGGCAAAUAAAUCAAGGAAGUUGAUCAUCAUGAUAAACUGAAUGGAACUUCAAAUUUUCAAUAUCUCAUAAUAAAUAUUUACGUAAAUUACAUAUGAAAACAAUUCGAUCUUUUUGUGAAGGGAGGAGUGGAAUUAUUUGUGCCAUUUGAAAGGAUGAUUAAAGUUUGCAUAAUAAACGA